AUGGACUCCAGUGUCUUGGCUUGUGAUAAAACUCAGCUGGGCCUUUUGUACCUUCUCAAAGAUGUGCAUAGGCCUGUCCCCUCUUCCAGUCUUUCCCAGCCCUGCCACGCCACAGGUGAUGCCACAAAAGACCAAGCCACCCUGGUUGAACAAGUAAAAAGAGUAAAAGAAAUUGAAGCCAUUGAAAGUGAUUCUUUUGUUCAGCAGACAUUCAGAUCAAGUAAAGAAGUCAAAAAGUCUGUGGAGCCUGGUGAGGUGAAGCACGCAGCUGCGACAUCAGGACCAGCAACAGUAGUUCCUGACCCUCCCAGUAGUGAAAAAGAAAUAGACCCCAGCAGCAUCCCCACUGCCAUCAAGUACCAAGAUGACAACUCUCUGGCCCAUCCGAAUUUAUUUAUUGAGAAAGCUGAUGCUGAGGAAAAGUGGUUCAAGAGAUUAAUUGCUCUCCGACAAGAAAGGUUAAUGGGCAGUCCUGUGGCCUAAGUAAUAUAUUUAUGGUUGAAUUAAUAGUAACAUUGGAAAUUUAGGUUUUUAAAUCCCAAUAUUAACUUUUUACUCUUAAAAAGCAGUUAGCUGAUUAUGUGAAAAGGUAAUAUUUCAUUCAUUUCUCAUGUAGGCUUGAAUAUUUGUUGAUUUGAACUUAAUCAAACAUUGUGAAUAUUAAAACUAGUGUAAAAUUUAACAAUGCAUGAAAAUAUCAUAUUGUUAAUAAAGUUAAUCCUAAAAAUAUCAGUGGUAAAAUAAAUGGUACACAGUAGUGUUUGAGUAAAAUUGGAAAAAUACCAAGUCGUGACAAUUUUGAUUAAUCAUGCAUAUGUAAGAAUCAGACUAUAUGCUAUCCAUGUGAGAUUUCAUCUUCCAUGUAUUAUGAAACCAUUUUUGAAUUUUAUUUCAGCUUAUUGUAAAAAUUUAGGCAGAAUAAAAAGCACUGUAAACAAUCUAAGUAGAAUGAGCAUGUUAAUCCUAGAGGAAAAAAAUAUUUUUUGAAAAACAUUUCUUGAAAAUUAAAUAAAUUGAUGAUUUAUUGCUUAGAGAUCAGCAUUUACUAAGUGUUCCUUUUAAAAAUGUUAGCAGAUUCCAGCUCAUUCCUCUAGAAACCAUAUGUUCAUGGUAGACCUCAUCAGUUGACCAAAUACCCGUGAUGGAGAAAUCAUUUCUGAGAAAGCUGGUAAGAGCUCUCACUUCAAUCUUACUUACCCAACUGCUAUUCCCUACAGAGGAAGCCAGCUAAUUGUAAUUUUGAUAAAGCUAUCUGUCAUUGUAGAAUACCUUUCUCUAGUAGCUGAAUGAAAAUCAAGUAUGCAUUCCAUACUAAACAUGCCAGAGAUAAAGAUUUCUAGGCCUUGCCUUACAAAACUAGUUUUCAGCAGCUGAUGUGAAUAUUUCCCUUCUCUUUUGUUCUGUUGUCUGGUCUCACUCUAAUUUGGUCUCUAUGAAGACUGUGCCUUGGAAUACAAGAUAAACCUGAAAAGUUUUUAGGAGAAGAUUACCAAUAUAUAGGACACCUUAAAGCCAUCUUUGCUAUAUUUCUGGAACUACUAAAAUUCUAAUUCCUGUUAAAAUUUUUUUAAAAAUAGGGGCGCUUGGCUCAGUCAGUUAA
Messenger RNA from Zalophus californianus (California sea lion), 1600 nucleotides. RefSeq names its product serine/Arginine-related protein 53-like. Lineage: Eukaryota; Metazoa; Chordata; Mammalia; Carnivora; Otariidae. The record is from RefSeq and is a predicted model, not a curated record. Bases 1 to 483 code for a protein of 160 amino acids. Gene Ontology annotation, biological process: alternative mRNA splicing, via spliceosome. The transcript has 4 exons. Gene Ontology annotation, cellular component: cytoplasm; nucleus.